Molecule: messenger RNA, 7463 nt
Organism: Condylura cristata (star-nosed mole)
Lineage: Eukaryota; Metazoa; Chordata; Mammalia; Eulipotyphla; Talpidae
Gene: COL6A6
Product: collagen, type VI, alpha 6
Exons: 36
Coding region: 1-6780 (2259 amino acids)
Biological process (GO): extracellular matrix organization
Molecular function (GO): extracellular matrix structural constituent conferring tensile strength
Source: RefSeq, a predicted model, not a curated record
AUGCUGCUGAUUUUGUUCCUCAUAACAAUUUGCUCCCAAGUUUCUGCAAACCAAGAUUCCGGCCCUGAGUAUGCAGACGUCGUGUUUCUGGUGGACAGCUCUGACCACCUGGGAGCUAAGUUUUCCUCUCACAUCAAAGCCUUCAUCAGCAAAGUGAUCAACAGCCUCCCCAUUGAGCCCAGCAAGCACCGCGUGGCGCUGGCCCAGUACAGCGACUCGCUCCACAGCGAGUUCCAGCUGAGCACCUUCAAGAGCAGGAACCCCAUGCUCAACCACCUCAAGAAGAACUUCAAUUUCCUGGGGGGCUCCCUGCGCAUCGGGAACGCUCUCCGGGAGGCGCACAGGACCUAUUUCUCCAGACCCACAAACGGCAGAGACAAGAAGCAGUUUCCCCCCAUCCUGGUGGUCCUGGCUUCGGCUGAGUCUGAGGAUGACGUGGACGAGGCUGCCAGGGCCCUGCGGGAGGACGGAGUGAGGAUCGUCUCUGUGGGAUUGCAGAGGGCGUCUGAGGACAGCCUGAGGGCCAUGGCCACGCCUGGGUUCCACUUCAGUCUUCGGACAGUCAGAGACCUCGGCACCUUCUCCCAGAACAUGACGCAGAUCAUCAGCGAUGCGGCUCAGUACAGGGAGGUUGUGGCCGAUGAUGCUCCUGUAGAAGGGUGCCAGGGCCCCUCUGUGGCCGACCUGGUGUUCCUGCUGGAUGUGUCUGCCAACGGCAGCCAGGAGAACUUCGACUCUCUCAAAGGGUUCCUGGAAGCAAGUGUGUCUGCCCUUGACAUAAAAGAGAACUGCAUGAGGAUUGGCCUCGUGGCCUACAGCAACGAGACCACCACAAUAAGUUCCCUGAACCAGGGUGUGAAUAAGUCGCAGGUGCUGCGGUACAUACAGGGCCUCUCGCCCCAGGCGGGGCCUGCCUACAUGGGUGCCGCCUUCGCACAGAUCAGGGAGGGCGCCUUCAGUGCUCAGAACGGCAGCCGGAAGAACCAGGGGGUGCCGCAGAUCGCAGUGCUGGUGACCCACAGGCCCUCCGAGGACAACGUGACGGAGGCCGCGCUGGUUCUCCGGCGCCAGGGCGUGUCCGUGUUCACCGUGGGCGUGGAGGGCGCCAGUGCCGCCGAGCUGGAGAGGAUCGCCUCCCACCCUGCCGAGCAGUACGUCUCCCUGCUGGAGACCUUCUCCGACCUGGCGGCCCACAACCAGACGUUUGUGAAGAAGCUGCGGAACCAAAUCACGCACAUGGUGUCGGUCUUUUCAGAGCGGACUGAGGCGCUCAAAUCCGGUUGUGUGGACACUGAGGAAGCAGACAUCUACCUGCUCAUUGAUGGCUCUGGGGACACCCAGGACACAGACUUCCAGGAAAUGAAGGCCUUCCUGUCAGAGGUGGUCAGGAUGUUCAACAUCGCUCCCCACAAGGUGCGGGUGGGGGCUGUCCAGUACGCUGACCACUGGGACUUGGAAUUUGCCAUCGACAAGUACUCGAAUAAACACGACCUGGGAAAGGCCAUCGAGAACAUCAGGCAGAUGGGUGGGCACACAAACACAGGCGCGGCCCUGAACUUCACGCUGGGCCUGCUGCAGAAAGCAAAGCAGCAGCGAGGGAACAAAGUGCCAAGCCAUCUCGUGGUCCUGACGAAGGGCGUGUCCCAGGACUCUGUGCUGGAGCCUGCAGAGAGACUGAGAAAAGAGCUCAUCCGAGUUUAUGCCAUCGGGGUCAAGGAGGCCAACCAGACACAGCUACGAGAAAUUGCAGGCGAGGACAAGAGGGUUUACUAUGUGCAUGACUUUGACGCCUUGAAAGACAUAAGAAACCAAAUGGUUCAAGAAAUCUGUGCUGAAGAAGCCUGCAAAGAGAUGAAAGCUGACAUCAUGUUCCUGGUGGACAGUUCUGGCAGCAUAGGAACUGAAAACUUCAGAAAAAUGAAGACAUUUAUGAAAAACCUGGUGAGCAAAUCUCAGAUUGGGGCAAAUCGGGUGCAAAUUGGUGUCGUCCAGUUCAGUGACAUCAACAAGGAGGAAUUCCAGCUCAACAGAUUCGUGAGCCAGAGCACAAUUUCAGAUGCUAUAGAGGCCAUGGAACUCAUCGGCCAAACCACCAUGACUGGUAGUGCCCUGACCUUCGUGUCCCAGUACUUCAGCCCUGCCAAGGGGGCCCGACCCAAUGUCAAGAAAUUUCUCAUCCUCAUCACGGACGGUGAAGCUCAUGACAUAGUCAAGGACCCAGCCGAAGCACUUCGGCAAGAAGGCAUAAUUAUCUACUCAGUGGGGGUGUUUGGCUCCAACUUCACACAGCUCCAGGAGAUCAGCGGGAGGCAGGAGAUGGUUUUUUAUGUUGAGAAUUUUGACAUCCUGCAGCACAUUGAGGAUGACCUGGUUUUUGGAAUCUGCAGCCCCCUCGAAGAAUGCAAGCGGAUUGAAGUUCUAGAUGUUGUAUUUGUAAUUGACAGCUCUGGCAGCAUUGACCGCAAUGAAUACAAUAUCAUGAAGGACUUUAUGAUUGACUUGGUGAAAAAAGCAGAUGUUGGCAAGAGUCGAGUCCGGUUUGGGGCGCUGAAAUACUCUGAUGAGCCAGAGGUGCUCUUUUAUCUGGACACCUAUAACACAAAGUCGGAGGUCAUCUCGGUGCUCCAGAAAGACGACUCCAAGGGAGGCAACACUUACACCGCCAAGGCAUUGAAUUUGUCAGACCACAUGUUCACGGAAGCCCAGGGCAGCCGCCUACACCAGGGGGUCCCCCAGGUCCUCAUUGUCAUCACUGAUGGGGAGUCCCAUGACGCGGAUGCCCUCAACGCCACAGCCAAGGCCCUGCGGGACAAAGGCAUUCUUGUCCUGGCUGUGGGGAUCGCCGGUGCCAAUCCCAAGGAGCUGCUGGCCAUGGCAGGGUCACGAGACAGAUACUUCUUUGUGGAAACGUUUGGAGGCCUAAAGGGGAUAUUUUCGGAUGUCUCAGCCAGUGUGUGUAACUCUUCAAAAGUAGAUUGUGACAUUGAAAAGGUCGAUCUGGUUUUCCUCAUGGACGGCUCAACUAGUAUUGGCACAAAUGACUUCAGCAAGAUGAAGAAGUUCUUGGUCUCCAUUGUUGAGGACUUUGAUGUCAGUAUUGAUCGAGUGCACAUUGGCGUGGCCCAGUUCAGCCACACCUACCAGGAAGAGUUUUCCUUGAGGACGUUCAUAGGCAAAAAGCAGAUCUCAAAUCAGAUUGAAAACAUCAAACAGAUCUUCGGGAACACACACAUUGGCGCCGCCCUCCGCCGUGUGGGCCGGUACUUCCUGCCCAACUCGGGCAGCCGGAUAAAUGCAGGUACCCCGCAGGUGUUGCUGGUGCUCACGGACGGCCAGUCCCAGGACGAGGUGGCUCCAGCAGCGGAAGACCUGAGACACAAGGGGAUCGACAUCUACACUGUGGGCAUCGGGAGUGUGGACGACCAGCAGCUCGUGCAGAUCACCGGCAGCGCGGAGAAGAAGCUGACUGUCCAUAACUUCGAUGAACUGAAAAAGGUCAAGAAAAGGGUAGUUCGCAACAUCUGUACCUCGGGAGGAGAGAGCAGUUGCUUCAUGGAUGUGGUGGUGGGAUUUGACAUCUCAACUCAGCAGAGUGGCCAAACUCUCCUUGAAGGUCAGCCCUGGAUGCAAACUUACCUUCCAGAUAUCUUACGUGCCAUCAGCUCCCUCAAUGGGGUGAGUUGUGAAGUGGGCACUGAGACUCAGGUUAGUGUGGCCUUUCAAGUGACCAAUGCCAGGGACAAGUUUGCACCCAAGUUUGAGAUCUACAGUGAGAACAUACUGAACAGCUUGAAGGAUGUAACAGUGAAGGGACCAUCUCUUCUCGAUGUGCACCUCCUAAGCUCGCUCUGGGAUGCCUUUCAGAAUAAAUCAGCCGCCCGAGGAAAGGUGGUUCUUUUAUUUUCAGAUGGGGUGGAUGAAGAUAUUGAAAACCUAGAGCUGAAAUCUGAACAACUGCGGAAAGAAGGCCUGAAUGCCCUCUUGACGGUUGCUUUGGAUGGAGCCACCGAUUCAAGUGAUCUGUCUGAUCUUCUCUACAUCGAAUUUGGGAAAGGAUUUGAGUACAGGACCCAGCACACCCUUGGAAUGAGGGAUCUGGGGAGCCAACUGUCAAAGCAUCUGGUCAAUGUUGCUGAGAGGACAUGCUGCUGUUUGUUCUGCAAGUGCAUCGGGGGAGAUGGCGUGAUGGGAGCACCUGGGUCACCAGGGAAAAAGGGACCCCCAGGCUUUAAAGGCAGCCAAGGCCACCUGGGAGAGGAGGGCGCUGCAGGAGAGAGAGGAGCUGCUGGACCCAUGGGGCAGCCAGGUUCUAAGGGAUGCACUGGUACCAAAGGGCCUAAGGGAAACAGGGGACUAAAUGGACAAGAGGGAGAAACUGGGGAAAGCGGGAUUGAUGGAUUAAGUGGAGAACAGGGUCAUAGUGGUCUUCCUGGAAGAAAAGGAGAGAAGGGUGAUGAUGGAGCCCAGGGAAGUCCAGGAAAGAGAGGGAUUUCUGGUGACCAUGGAGCAAAAGGCCAUCGAGGGGACCCUGGAGUUCCUGGAUUUGACAGUCACAUCGAAGGACCCAAGGGCUUGAAAGGAGAACAUGGAAGACAAGGUAGAAGAGGCUGGCCAGGCCCCCCUGGAACUCCAGGCUCCAGAAGAAAGACAGCAGUUCAUGGCCGACGAGGACUACCAGGCCCACAGGGGGAGCCAGGCAUCCCAGGCCCAGAAGGUUUUGAAGGCUCGCUGGGAUUUAAGGGCCCUCAGGGUCUACGAGGAGAGGCUGGUAUCAAAGGAGAAAAAGGAGGUUUGGGAAGUAAAGGUCCCCAGGGGCCUCCAGGACCAGAAGGAGGGGCGGGGAGUCAAGGCCAUUUGGGGAGCCAAGGAAAUAAAGGUGAACCUGGAGACCUGGGAGGAAAAGGAGCCGUCGGCCUUCCUGGCCUUCGAGGCUUGCCGGGUGAUGACGGCAGCCUGGGUUAUGGGGCCGUCGGGAGUAAAGGAGCGAAGGGGCAAGAAGGAUUUCCUGGAGAAGGUGGACCUAAGGGUGAAAUUGGGGACCCAGGUGUGCCAGGAGAAACCGGGCCCAAAGGAGCAAAAGGCAGAAUGAUAUCUGCUGGGCUUCCAGGAGCGCUGGGAUCCCCUGGAGAGCAGGGACCUCCUGGACACAAGGGAGUGAAAGGGAGCAAAGGACUGCCUUCAUUUUCCAUGUGUGAGCUCAUUCAGUAUGUGCGGGACCAGAGUCCCGGCGGACAUGGGAAGCCAGAAUGUCCCGUGCACCCGACCGAGCUGGUGUUUGCUUUAGAGCAGUCCCGGGGCGUCACCAAGCAGGACUUCAAGCGGAUGAAGGAGAUGGUGGCCUCCGUGCUGAGGGGCAUGAGGGUGCGGGAGAGCAGCUGCCCGGUGGGCGCCCACGUGGCGGUGCUCGCCUACAACUCCCACACCCGGCACCUCAUCCGCUUCUCGGACACCUACCGGAAGCACCACCUGCUCCGGGAGAUCGAGGCUUUGCCCUACGAGGAGUCUUCGGAGGGCGGGGAGAUUGGCCAAGCCAUGCGGUUUAUCUCCAGGAAUGUCUUCAAGCGCAUGCUUCCCGGGCCUCACACCCGGAGAAUUGCCACGUUUUUCAGCAGCGGCCAGUCUGCCGAUGCCCAGACCAUCACCACGGCCACCAUGGAAUUCAGCGCCCUUGGCAUUGUCCCGGUGGUGAUCGCCUUCAGCAACGUGCCCUCUGUCAGGCGCGCCUUCUCGAUUGACGACACUGGCACAUUCCAAGUCAUUGUGGUUCCAUCCGGGACUGACCACACAGCAGCACUAGAGAGACUGCAGCUGUGCACUUUCUGCCACGAUGUGUGCAACCCAGACGCCUCUUGCCAUGAAGUGCGACCACUCACCCUGCUCUCCUAUGUGGACGCUGCCUUCCUUCUGGACAGCUCUCGGCAGGUGGGCGAUGCUGAAUUCGAAGACAUAAGAGGCUUCUUGGCAGCCCUGUUGGAUCACUUUCAAGUGGCUGACGAGCCAGAGACCUCUGUCACUGGAGACCGGGUGGCCCUCGUGAGCCACGCUCCCCCCGACUUCCGACCCAACACGCAGAAGAGCCCCGUCAGAGCCGAGUUCAACCUCACCACCUACCGCAGUCGGCGCCUCAUGAAGAGGCACGUGGAAACCUUGGUCCAGCAGCUGAACGGCGAUGCGUUCACCGGCCACGCCCUGCAGUGGACGCUGGACAAUGUCUUUUUAAGUGCACCCAACCUGAGAAGAAACAGAGCCAUAUUUGUGAUAUCCACUGGGGAGACCAGUCACUCAGACAGGGAGACGUUGAAGAAAGCAUCCCUGCAAGCCAAGUGUCAAGGAUAUGCCCUGUUCGUGUUUUCCCUCGGCCCUGCUUGGAAUGACAAGGAACUGGAAGAUCUUGCCAGCCACCCUGUGGAUCAACACCUGGUCCAGCUUGGCCGAAUUCAUAAGCCUGACCACAGAUACAGUGUGAAGUUUGCGAAGUCCUUUAUAAACUCACUCAGGCGUACACUCAACAAAUACCCACCAAUAAACUUCAAAACAAGGUGCAGUAGGAUCAGCUCCACAGACCCGAAGCCGCCCCCACGGCACAUGCAAAGCUUCGUUCCCAGACCAGAAAACGCUGCUCUCAGAGGAGAUAUCCUUCGGAAGGCAAAAUACUUUCAAGAUAAUAAGUUUCUUUCAAGACUAGCAAGAGGCGGGAGAGAUACUGUUCAAAAUUUUGCCAGAAAGACAUCUCAGGCCUUUCAAAAUGAGAAAAAAGUGAUAAAAACUUCCCCCAAGUGACAUGAUAAACCAAAACCUCAAAGAAUCUCACCUUACAAAGCGUGAUAAGACUCUGCACUUAACUCACCGCUCCGCUGCAAGGACGGAAGACUGUGGCCGCCUGUGUUCGGGGUCCACCUGGGCCGCGCAGGCCUCGGCCAGAAUGUCAGCCGCAGUGCUUGGUGUCAGGAUGGCUCUUGCCCAUUCGGCCCCUCCUGCCAGUUGCCACAGUCUCUAACCAAUAGGUUCAUUAAAGGAUGGAUGAAUGCCGUGUUUGGGAAGCCCGGGGCGAUCCCACGGAAAGGUAAACUGUGCCCCGUGUACGCCCGUGCGUGACGCCGACUCGCCUUCUCUCCACAGGCGGUCUGUGCAGCCCACUUUCUGCAAGUCUUUCUCAGUCUCGCAGUGUGAAAGCUCCUGUUUAACUGAAGGUUCAUGUUUUGCAAGACCCCAACUUAUACUCCAGAAAGCAAUGCUGUUUGUGUCAUAAUUAGGAAAUCUGACUUUCAGUGAUGAGUCCAUAAUACAUCACUGUCUGAGUGGAUGGGCUAGUCCAAGUGGGCUUAUGCUAGAAGAUUCCUCCCACCUUCUGCAUGUUUGCUUAGACAGGUAGCAGAGGCUAAUUUUCGCCUCCUUCAGAAAAAUUCAUUAUCUUCCCCAGAGUGUAAAUCAUUGCUUUUUAGCAGGAAGUUCCCUCACCAUGC